GAACUCACCGCCUCUGUUGCCUAGGUGAACACGCUAGCCUUCAGCUAACUAGCUCUGUUUCUUGAUAGGGAACGUAAGAAGAAGGUUUAAGUAGCACCGAUAAUCACGAAUGACAUCUGUCGUCUCUGGUGGAUUGUGUUCGCCACGAAUCUUAGGUAAAUGCUUUGUUCCGUUACCGGGUAAUCUAUUACGUCCGGAAUAGAAGACGUAACGUUACUUUGAAGUCAGAAUGGGUUUCAUGUACGGCUAAGGAGCUAAAGGGAGCUAGCCGGAUAGCUUCAUACGAGACAGUUUCAGGUUAUGUGGAUGCUUAUGAGUGUAGCUUGUAGCUGGACACCCUGCUAGCUAACAUGGACUGUUUGUUUCCCAUCGACUCUAAUGGUAUCUCAGAUAGGUAAAUACAAUGACAAUAUUGCAUUCACUAGAUAGCUAGAAGGCCGACGCGAUUAUGGAGUCUUUCCUGCAGAUAGCUCCUCAUUCCCUGGCUAUAGUGUUAACGAGGGUCGGGGCUGGGGAGGCGGUGGGGGUAACAGGGGUAUCGGAGAGCGACGAGCUGCCGAGACACCACACCGGCUAUGAGAUUUUUGCCGAUUUCAAGGCAGAAAAUACUAAGCAACAUGUGUGGAACCAGCGGAUUACCGAGGCUGUCUCCGAGACCUUCUUCCUGGGAUGGAUAGACGAGCAUGUGCUUUUGAUACAGGGAAAGGAGGACCAUCUGGAGGUGCUGAGGGAGGGAUGGAUGCGGAGGUCCCUCAAUCCACCUCGGGGAUUCACCAUUAAAUACCUGGGUGAUGUGUCGCCCAUCAGUAUGUCCCCCAUCAGCCAGUCGCAGUUCAUCCCUUUGGGAGAGGUAUUGCUUUUGGCUAUCUCUGCUAUGAACUCCGCCCAUAAGCCUGUCACUCAGGAGGCCCUCACUGAACACCUGCAAUCAUGUUUUCCAGGUGUUCCCACACCAACGGAGGAGGUUCUGCACCAUACAUUAAGCAUGCUGGUCCGUGAGCGGAAGAUAUACCCAACAUCUGACGGAUAUUUCAUUGUAACCCCUCAGACUUACUUCAUCACUCCAAGUCUUAUCCGAACCAGCUCUAAGUGGUACCACUUAGAAGAACGAUCCGCUGACCGACACCAACAGCAGCAACAUCAGAACCAACAGCAGCAUCAGCAGACACAGUGCAUCUCCCCUCUCUCUGGGACUAUCACCCCGUCCACUUCUGGAGCUGUGCGAGAUCGAACACACCCAAAAUCCAGCCAAAACAACAGUGGGGGAGGCGGUGGGGAUUCUUUUUAUAAUAGUCACCGUGGAGAGGAUCUCCCCAGCCACCAUACAACACUGCAGCGCCGAUCCCCCAAAGACCACCGGGAGGCAUAUUCAUUCCCACACUCUCCACAAACACCUCCUCAGCAAGCAGGAGGCAACACUGAAAAGAGUCGCAGCGCCCUCGGGUUCUCUUUCAAGACGGACACACUUACCAAGCACCGAGGAGGGGGCGGUGGGGGAGGAGGAGGAGGAGGAGGAGGAACUGGAGAGGUAGACAAACAAGCAAGUGGAGCAAGUGGCACAGGAGGUCGGAAAUUUGGUUUGAAACUGUUCCGUCUGAGCUUUAAAAAGGACAAGACGAAGCAGCUGGCCACCUUCUCUGCACAGUUCCCCCCUGAGGAGUGGCCUCUCCGUGAUGAGGACGCACCAAGCCAGCUGCCACGCCAUGUAGAGAUAGAGAUCAUCCGCAGAAUUAACCCUGACCUCACCAUUGAGAAUCUCGCCCGGCACACAGCAGUCAUGAAGCGUCUUGAAGAAGAGCGUGCCCAGAGGAGCAAAGCAUCGUCAGCCAAUCAGAGCUCUAGGAGCAGAAGAAGUGGGGGUAGACACAGGAAGCAGUCUCAGACCAAACUUAGUCGCUCACAUAGCAAAACAAGGGUGUCCCGUGGUGAGCAAAGCGAUGCUUCCCGUCUUGAGCUGGCUGACAGGGACUACAGAGCCUACUCAUCAUCACUGGCUCGGUCACCGAGAGAACAUGCCAUGGCCAUGGAGCGACAGCGGGCCCGGCUACAUCUGGCACACAGCAACCCCAAUAUCCUUGACUCCUCCCACUUGCCUGUGACCCCUGAGUGGGAUGUAUCCGGAGAGCUUGCCAAGCGGCGCACAGAAAUGCCUUUUCCCGAGCCAAGCCAUGGCCCAUCAGCCCACCACUCCAAAGUCCACCGCUCACACUCCCACACCCAGGAGAGGAAGUCCAGGAAUGAACGCAGUGAUAAGGCCAAGGAACGUUCCAGAUCCAUGGACAAUUCUAAAGGACCUCUUGGCGCUGGGUUGAUUGGACCACCUGAUUAUUAUGAUGACCGCAGCCGUUACUAUACUGAUGAUGGCACCCUGCGAACCAAUCAGAGCUCUUCUCACUAUUCACGUGCCACACCCCCUGCAGCUAAGCUGCCUGUGGAUUCUCUGGGGUUGGAUGAUGGCAGGAGCUUAGAAAAGAGUAAGAACAGGGACAGCUUGCCAGCAUACUCACCCAAACCCCUGUCCACCUCUGGCCCUCCUGAUGAUUACUUCCACUAUACAGGAUUCUCUGAAGCUGUUCUCACAGUAGCAAACCCACUAGGAACUCUGGGCAAAAGUAGCCACGAUGGAUUGAAACUAGGCAACAAUGAUAGGCAAACAGACAGACUGACACCCCAUCCCCUGGAAAAUAAGGAGGACUUCUCAAAAGUGGGACCUAAGGGUGGCAGCCUGCCUCCAAUACCUCUCUCCACCCCUGACCUCCCCCUUCCUAAUGGACGACCUCCCCACAGUGCCUCCUCAGGUCAGGAGAAACGUAAGGAGAUAUUUAGUAAGGACACACUUUUCAAACCUCCUCCAAGCCUCCCACUGUCUGGCUACAGCUCUCUGAGGAAACCCUCGGCCCUCGCCUCCAAUACUUUGUCCUUUUCCUGUGAUGCACUUGAUUCCCAAGAGGCCUUUGAUGCUCCAAAACCUCUGGUGGCCACACCACCUGCUCACCCACAGGGGCUUGAACCCAUGACCACCCCUGCAGAGGCCUCCUUUGACUACUACAAUGUCUCAGACGACGAUGAACUUGAGGAGGGAGGAACUAAAGGUCGAGGAGAGGAUGAGAAGGCUGGAGGAGGCAUUGUUGGGAUGGGAGGUGGUGGAGCAGGGACCAUGCAGUGGCUAUUGGAGAGAGAGAAGGAGAGGGAUCUACAAAGACGGUUUGAAAGAACCCUCACUUUCCCUGGUGCUAAAGAGAACCUUCCAGAGCCCAGUCAGAACCAGCAGUCGGCCCACUCCGCUAGAUUGGACAGUAUGGAUUCUAGCUCCGUCACUGUUGACAGUGGAUUCAACUCACCACGAACAAGAGAGAGCCUGGCGUCGAACACCUCAUCCAUAGUGGAAAGUAACCGUCGACAGAACCUUGCGCUGAGCCCCGGCCAUCUAGGCAUAACAUCUGGCAACGGCCCCCCCUUCUCCUUCCGCACCAUCCCAGAACCUGCCAGCACCCAACCUGAGAAACUCCAGAAGCCUAGCGCCUGCCUUGCGUCAAUCACCAGCGUCUAGAAGCAGAUACAAGGGAUGGGUGGAGCGCUGAGAGCCACUGGACAGAGGCCAGAAAUAAAAGUCCCACCUCCAAGGACUGUUACAUCUUAAGUCUGACAGACUGUCUAAAUCAGUGGAGCUGCCACAGGUCCGCUGUGGAGCGAUAUCUGAUAACACACAGACACACAUGCAAUCAGAGGAUUUGUGACCACCAGGAAACUGAUAUAUCUCUCUCUAGCUCUCGCUCUCUCUGUCUCACACACACACGCACACACACACACCAGGCCACUGGGCAGACUCUGACCAUGUCAUUCUACAGCCUCUAGUUUACACACAGCUGAUGUGUUGUUUCACCUAAGUGGGUUCUAGUAGUGUGUAUGUGUGUGUGCAUGUGCGUGUGGGUGUGUGUGUAUGUUCGGUGGGAGGUGGUGGGGCAGGUGUUUGGGUGUUUGUAUAAUCUGUAAUCUCAGGUCAUGUUAUUUCCACUUCCAUUCCAGCUGCUCCAGAUGAGUGCAUCUCCCUCUAGUGAAGACUCCUGGUGUUGCACACUGACGAGACACAUCUCUGCUGCCUACUAUUACUGAAUUUGUUAGCUCUUCGUUAAAUUUAUCACCUGCAGAAACCCUGUUAGGUGCAGUGCCACAGCAAGUCACAUGAAAAUAAUUUUCUUGACUCUAUUCCAUUAACAAUGUGAGGUGGUUUGUCAAAUCAGUAACCUCUAACAAGGACUGCUUUUACUAACACCCACUGUAGAAUAAAGCUAAGCAGUUCAUGCCAUGAUUCUCAUCUAAACUGCCUGAACACUGUUGCCAGUUUUUAACCAGCUUGUAAGUGUCCUGUCCAACUGUUGUCACAUAUAUUAACAGCCUAUGGUGUAGCUCCAGGAAUGAGAUUUUUGAUUGCAAACCGUUGACACUUAAGUACAGACAGAUUUGCUCCAGUUUUUUUCCCUUUUGUUAUGUGACCCCUGAUUGCCCAUGGGAUGUAGCUGUGUUGUGUUUCAGCUCAAAUCCUCUGCCAUUCCAGCCAGUGUGCCAGUGUCCAAUGGACAGAUGCUCUUUUCUCCAUUCCACUUUCGUAAAAAGGCCAGGUGUGUUUUUCCCAAAAAGUAAAGUUUAUUAAAGACUGAGGAUUAGAAAUGAUCUGUACAGCACAGAGACAGACUGAGUGGUAAUAAAACAUAGCAACGCAUUUGAAAUAAACAAAAAAUAAAACAUUGAAGAAAUCUGAGAGGUGACAUUUGAAAAGCUAAAUGCAGUAUUUACAUUACAAUACAAGUAAGUGUUUGCACAGUAUACAACUGCCAAUAUGUAUUGAUGGCUAACAUAAAAUUCAAUGGCAUGCUCCAUUCUGUUACUGUCUUUGUUUUAAAAUACUGUACAUUUAGCAAAACUAGUAUUCUUGUUCAUAGAGUCACUUCACAGUGGUGUUCCCGUUGCAGGGCCUGUGUCCACGUAGCGUUGUUUUUUGGGGGCCAGCAUCUUUUUUUAAUCGUUUCCAAUGAAGAUGCAGUGCAUUUUAUUGAGGUCCUGCCAGUGAGGUCACAGAUUGCAACAGCUGCCAUUCCGGCAUGCAGAACACGUUUUUGUCAGUUCUGCUACGACGUAAAUGUAUUAAUACUAACUGCUGAUCAUGCUACUUGGUCACAGCACUAAACCCACAGUUACACGUCAUCUUAUUCCUUUUACAAAGUAUCACUGAUACUUGGUGGUGAUCAUGUUGUAAAGGAUGUCUUUUGGGUUAAGGGACCUGUGGCCCUGUGCUGCAAGUCAUCCCCACUUUCUGUCAUCCUGAAUAAAAGGCCCAAAUCAAGUAAAUAAAUUGUCUUACAUAGCUUUAAAAGAUGACUGUACAGAUGUAGAUAAAGCAUUUAGAUUCAUAAAAGUAAGUCAGAAAAUGUAGGCUUAUCAUGAAGAUAAUUAGAUCCUCAUUCAAGCAUGAUCAUACUACAGCACAAUGUCACCAUGUUCCACCAUGAUCUGUAAGCCACGCUCUCUAGAAAUUAAUUGUGAGGCCUCCUUUAUUAUUACAUAUUUUUUUUGUAUCAGGACGAGCUGUGGUUACAUGUGGACCAAUGUGCACAUGAACACCUGAGCAGGAAUUGCAUAGCAUCACAGUCAUGUACUUCCCUUUUCCUUGUACUGUUUUUCUCUAGCUCUUUAGAGCUCAGGUGAGACCUUAGGUGGUCAGAGGGUUGUACAUCAAGUGUUUCCUUUUCAUUGCUGUUGCUGCUGUGACAUCUGAAUUUUCCUCUUGAGAUUAAUGAAGUCUUCUCUUCUCUUCUCUUCUCUUCUCUUCUCUUCUCUUCUCUUCUCUUCUCUUCUCUUCUCUUCUCUUCUCUUCAGCAUUGCACUGAACACUAGAUUGCAUAAUCACAGCAGGACCUCAAUAAACACAUAAACUAAAAAAAAAAUUUAUUUGUUUUUAUGUGGACAGAUGUCACCGUUUGUUGCUUGGAUUCCUUUUGCGGUUGAAGUGAUAGGAGGCUGGGGAGAGAUUGGAUAGCGAUAAAUAGAACAUGUGGGGAAAAUAAUCAAAGCACCAUCAUUCUAUUAAACACACAAAUGCGUCAACUGAGUCAAAAAUGUGAGAGAUUGGACUGCUUGAAUGGCAGAGCUGCAUCCAAUAUAGAGCGGUCGUGGUCACAUCCCUGUUGAGCUUCACAACUCUGUUGUAAAAAACAAAAAACAAACAAAAAAAAGAUUUGAUGACUUCUAAGAGUUAUUCAAUUUAAACCAGCAAAAAACACUGAUUUGAUUACAGUUCAAUUUAAGUUUGGACGUCAGAGAAAGUACAUUCUGCAGCAUGUUUAAGGCCUGACCAGAGUGCACGAGGGCACAUUUGUUGGGAGCAGCUGUAUUGGCACUUGGGGUGGCUGAGUGUCGAACAAGGAAAAUAAGAUGCGAUUCUAGCAAAAACUCAUCCAAACCAGUAUUACACACAAGCAGGGAUGUCACUUUAUUUUUUUAUUUCAGUAGUUCUUUAUUCAUAUACAACUUUAACAUUAAUUUACCUUUCUACCAAGUUCAUGACUACUUUAUUUUUUCUUUCAACUGUCUGAAUCCAGUCCUCAAGUCACUCUCACUCCUGGUGCUAAGAUGUAUUAUGGUCAGUGAGGCCAUGCUAAUAGUAAUAAUAAAAAGAGUGAAAAUAUAUUUGGAAUACAGUAUUAAAUGGCUGCUUACACGUUGUAUUAUAGGUUAUGUGUCACCUGCAUAGUAAUUUGCUAUUUUAAUCCCUUCUAUGAAGCAUUUGGAUGAACAGGACUGGGAUUACACAGUGACUGAACCUAUUGACGGGGUGACCACUGACUAUGGCACAGAUAUGAAAUACUUACAUUUGAAUUGUGUUGUUUAAUUAUAAUCCAGACCUGAGCUGACCUGGAUUUAAUGAUCUCAAAAUGCCUGCAGUCCUAUAGAUCCUGUCCUCCUAUAGGCUCAGGGAGCUGUCAGUCAUCCCAGUGUUGUUGUCCCACAAGGCUCCUUUACAACUACCUCCACAGCAGCAAAAACACAGUCCAUCCUUUCUACUAUCACACUGUCAUCAGCCUCUAGCCUGUGAAUGUCUAUACACACACAAAUGCAUAGACACACGUAUAUACACUAACACACUACACAUCCAGGUGCUGGACUCCCUGAUUUUUCCCUUUCUUCGCUUACAACGGUUCUUUCAGUGGUACACACUUUAAGUGUGUUCAUGCUUUCCACACAAAGGCAGGGGGAUAAGUCUGCCAGCUUAGCCUCUUCUUGGCUAAAUUAAUGUCGACAUCAGAAAUGAUUGUUGUUGCUUGAUCCAGCGAGCACUUCAUUUGAAUCUUACUGACCCUUUAAGUGUGCCUCAGUAACAGAUGCAAGUAGAGCUGCUUUUGGUUAAUGAAUGGUGUAUAUAAGGACAUUUGUCAUUCUCACUUUCAGUUAACUGAUGUUUUUUUAACAAAAAAAAUAUUUCCAUACAUUUCUCUCAAUGUGGGAUGUUCAGUUCCCUUGCCUUGCAGUCCUUGUCACAGCUAACUGUACUGUUGGUCUGGGCAACAGUACUGGCACCACGACUCACCAGUAGGAGUCACAAGUGUGCUCACAGGGACAACAACCCUUACUUGACCUCUUACUUGCAAAUACAUUGGGCUCUUGUGUCACUUCCUGUUUCUGACCGACACAGUUGUCAUUUUUCCACCCAGUGCCCAUCCAUGCUGUGUAAGUAGCAAAUGUAUGUGCACCUAUUUGUGGGACUAUCUUAAAAUUAAGUGUGGUCAGGUGUACACCCUUGGGUGCAUUGCUAUGCUGAGGGAGCAGAAAGCAUUGACCAACAAAAAUGUCUACAGUCAUACAGUAUUCUUCCUGCUAUUUAAAGGGCACAUUAUUCAGAUAGUAAGAUAUGCCUACAUAUCUGGGUUCACAACUGGUGAACACUUACUUCAGCAAUUAAAAAGGCUGCUUUCAAUAAUUUUUAAUAUUUCCGUGCAUGCAGUAAUGUCACUGCAGCAAAUGCUGCGGCACAUUUAAGCAGCAAAACGAUAAACAUUAGUUAUAAACUUGACAGGGCAGAUGAAACUCUCCAGAGAAAAAGGACUAUAUUUAUAAUUAUUUUUUAUUUUCUGAAAUAAGUAUCUGUAGACAGCUCUGAUGGGGCUCAGGAUUUACCAGGAGGAUGGCUGCUUUACUCCAAACAAUAUCCCUGUGGGAAGUUUAGCUUCUGUGCCUCAUCCAUAAAUGCGCGCUCUAACUCUCUUAAUGGAGAGACACACUUGUCCUCUCUGCUGCUGUAGAACUGCUACAGGAAAUCAAUAUGUUCUUCAUUAAAGACUAUUUCAACCAACUGCCUCCCAUCCACUCUUAGUCAGAAUGGUAUUUUUUGACCCAUCCCGCCUGAUCCAUGCAUCACAUUUACACAUCGGGAUGGCAAUAUUAGUUUUAUUCUCUUACAUUCAAAUAGAGCUGGUGUGAGGUCCACCAGCCAAAGACCACAUCCCUGACUACUAGUGAAUACGAGUGCUGUUGUUUAAAUUGCAUUGCAUAAAAUUUAAAAAGCUGCUCCCUGGCACAACAUGCAGGAAUGAGAGAUAAAAUGCUGAGUUGUUCAGUUUAUGUUAUAAGCAUAACCACAUGUACUACUAAUUAAGUCUAAAUACAAUCCCUUUUUUGCGUUACCCUUUAGUUUAAACCCAGAUUAUCCACUGUUUAACAAGCAAAAGGGAGUUAAAUGCACUUGAGCCAUACGCCAUAGAUUAUUUAAAUAGGGCCCUGUGUUUUUUGGAAUGCACAACCAAACCAGGAGUAGAUUUUCUUUUCCCUUACGGUUAAUUUUUCAUUCCACUACUGUAUUCAGUUCUGCUCUGCAUCUUGCCACUUACCGUACGAGGAAGCUGGAUUGGUGCGAUCACAUGGUCAUGUGAUGUUGCAAAUCCACACACAGUGGUUGAUGUGAACAGUGUCUAGAUGGGAACUACUGCCAGCUGUGGGCAUGGCUUAGAUGUGACAAGUGACAAGAACAAUUUGAGAACAAUAAUGGAACCUCCUUGAGGUUAGCUUAGAUGCUGCAAACAUUAGUUUAUUAAGAACUGGAUAGUAUGUUUAAAUCAAAAAGAACAUAGAACGGCACCAAAGGCAUUUUCUAAAUUGGAAAAAAAAGUUUGCUCUCAUCUCUUGACUGGCUUUGGUAACUUUGAUAUAAAAUCUGGCAAUGCUGCCAGCUAUGCUCUCCUACUCUUGAUCUGAUUUGCUGAAGUUAGCCUAUGAUUGAUUGUGACUGACAGAUGGUUUGUCCAAUCAUCUGCAAGAGUUGAAAGUGCCUGUCCUCUUCGAACAGUUUCUAGCAGCGCCUUUCUAGUUGGUUCUGUGACAAACCAUCUGGCGUAUCCAGUUAUCUUGCUACUACACAAGGGUCCACAUUAUUUGUUACCACCACAAUCAAAGGUUCAGUGUGCUUCAAACUAUGAAUACAGAGGCUUUAACUUCUUCUCCCUCUAAACAAGGUUAAUGGUUUAUAUUCUAUCCCUUUUUAUUGAUUUGUCUGUUUUACUGUUUGUGAUUCUGAUCUCUUUUCUACCACUGGGAUAGUUCUUGGGUUAUAGUCCCUAGAAUGUGCUAAGGACUAAAAUCCAAGUCUUAUUUAAACUUGGGGGUGGUGCCAAUAAGUCUGAUUCUAGUUUCUUUUCUUGGAGUAAUCAAGGAUUGUAGCCAUUAGUCUACAUUGUCAGAGGGGGUAUCAUAGUACUUGUCAAUGCACUAACCCAAUAAUAGGCUUCAAAUUCCUUACAAAGCACACAACAGUAGGCUUUAAGUCUUACUUUAUCAUUACAAGAGGGUUCCAGACCCAACAAUCUCUACAAAUGUUUGUAGUGCCAGUUCUACCCAUGAACUUUGUUUUUAUCCCCUAUUCUAUGACCAUAGAUAGACAUGCAGACAAGCAUAAAUCCAGAUUAUGUUGCUGUUGCAUCUUUAUCAUUUAGGGGUUCCUUGUCCCUACAAAUACAGAAGGUUAACUUUCUUUUGUACCACUAGUCUUGGGUUAACCACUACAGUUCAGUUUCUGUCCCUACAGUGUAAUACAGGGCUGCAACUAAGUACUAUUUUGAUCUCUGAAACAUUUUUCUAUAAUUUUCUCAAUUCAUCAGUUAGUUGUUUUGUGUAUAGGAUGUCAGGAAAUUGUGAAAAAUGUUGAUUGGCGUUUCCCGAAACCCGAGAUGACAUCCUUAAAUAUCUUGUUUUGUCCACAACCCAAAGAUAUUCAGUUCCAUCAUCAAGAAGUAAAGUAACUAGAAACUGUUAACAUCGAAGAAGUUGGAAUUAGAUAUUCAGAUGUUUUUCUCUCGUAAAAAUUACUCAAACCAAUUAAUUGAUUAUAAAGUAGUUGCAGAUUAUUUUAAUAGACACCUACUCAAAAUAUUGCUGUUGUUAAAUCUCUGUUCUACCAUAGUUUAGGGUUUUUACUCCUGUUCCACUGACAGUGGACUUCUUCUCUCUGUUCCACUAAUAAAGAAGGGAUGUAGUCCCCUGCCUGAUGGAGGUCAUGGGUUCCAUUCUUCACGUCUGAUUGCACUGCCCCCACCCCAAUCCUCCCUGCUAGUGUCUGGCCCAGUGGCCCUCCUUCAACACCUAUGCCCCUCCAGCCACAGUCCUGUAACUUUCCAUCCCUUUUGCUACACUGACAGUCCAUGAAAUGUCUUCCCUUAACAUCGGUGGUGGUUUAUAAAAAUGGAGGUUAAACAAUAACUUUGUUUCUAAUAGUGACGACAUGUCAUACCUGUAAAUGAUGUUUAUCUGUCAUGCCUAGUCAAAUAAUUUAAACAAUAAAAAGAGGGAUUUUUUAAAUGUCUAAAUAUCUGAAAGUCCCUUUGGUGUGUAGUAUGGUGUUACUGUUGUUGUAGUGUAUGUGAUACCCUAUAGGGAUUGUGCUACUUUUUAAGAUAAUAAAAAACAAUGUUUGGUUA
Acanthopagrus latus (yellowfin seabream) is the source of this 10958-nucleotide messenger RNA. RefSeq names its product storkhead-box protein 2-like. Gene Ontology annotation, cellular component: nucleus; cytoplasm. Gene Ontology annotation, molecular function: DNA-binding transcription activator activity, RNA polymerase II-specific; RNA polymerase II transcription regulatory region sequence-specific DNA binding. Bases 449 to 3550 code for a protein of 1033 amino acids. The transcript has 4 exons. NCBI's taxonomy places the organism in Eukaryota, Metazoa, Chordata, Actinopteri, Spariformes, Sparidae. Gene Ontology annotation, biological process: positive regulation of transcription by RNA polymerase II. The record is from RefSeq and is a predicted model, not a curated record.